AUGCACCGAAAUAACCCCGACAGGUUGUGCAUUGGCCACUGGAGCUUCACUGUUACGCCGUUGAUCGCUGCCGCUGCCGCCGCCGCCGCCACCACCAACCCCUCCUCCUUUUUCCCGCCUCCCUUCUCUCCUUUUUUCCUGCUUCCGGCCUAUUCUCUGCGAAAGCGUCCUCGCCAGAACGACGAGGAAGAGGACGAUAAUGAGGAAGAGGAGCAACAGCCGGUCGACGUCCUGGAAGAGAGUUAG
Molecule: messenger RNA, 246 nt
Organism: Neurospora tetrasperma FGSC 2508
Lineage: Eukaryota; Fungi; Ascomycota; Sordariomycetes; Sordariales; Sordariaceae
Exons: 2
Coding region: 1-246 (81 amino acids)
Source: RefSeq, a predicted model, not a curated record